Melopsittacus undulatus (budgerigar) is the source of this 5634-nucleotide messenger RNA. RefSeq names its product nuclear transcription factor, X-box binding like 1 (gene NFXL1). Gene Ontology annotation, cellular component: nucleus. Gene Ontology annotation, molecular function: RNA polymerase II transcription regulatory region sequence-specific DNA binding; DNA-binding transcription factor activity, RNA polymerase II-specific; zinc ion binding. Gene Ontology annotation, biological process: regulation of DNA-templated transcription. NCBI's taxonomy places the organism in Eukaryota, Metazoa, Chordata, Aves, Psittaciformes, Psittaculidae. The transcript is spliced from 22 exons. The record is from RefSeq and is a predicted model, not a curated record. The coding region runs from base 143 to 2800 and encodes 885 amino acids.
GCUCACGGGGGUUGUGCCGCCUCCGUUGUCACACCCUGACGGAGGGGCUGGCGUGCAGAGUUCGUCUUGGGCCGGCUUCAGCUGCGGGCGUGAGGAGGGUUCAGCCUCCCUCCGCCUUUUCUCGCUCACUGGCGACAGAGAGAUGGAGGCGCCCUGGCGUCAGGGCGGCCGGGGCCGCGGCCGUGCCAGGCCCGGAGAAGGGCUCGCUGCCCGUGCAGGGGCAGCUGCCCGGCUCCCGGCUGCCAGGGCCCGCGGCGGUGCCUGCGCUACGGCCGCGGGGAGUAGCGGUGAGGCGGCCAGCGAAUUAUCUUCACAGAAGAAAUUUGAUGAAAUUAAGAAGGCUAAUCAGGCUGCAGCAAAAAAGCUAGUUGAAGACCAGUUUAGCUCCUCGUCUGAAGAGGAUGAUGAAGAUGCUGAAGUAAAACAAGGAAAGAUUUUGGCCAAAACAUUUACCAUUUACACCAGUCAAACUGAUGGAGAUGCAAGUGAACUGGAACGUACAAGACAGUACAUGAAUGAAGCUUUUCAGUCAGGGGCUAUGACAUGUCUGAUCUGCAUUGCCUCAGUUAAAAGGAACCAAGCUGUCUGGAGCUGUUGUGGAUGCUUUUGUAUAUUUCACCUUGUGUGUAUCCAGAAGUGGGCCAAGGACAGCCUUUUUCUUGUGUCUUCUGUGACAGAUGAUGAUUUUGGGAAAAAGGAUUAUCCCUGGCCAUGUCCAAAAUGCAGGUUUGAAUACAAACGGUCUGAAACUCCCAGUAGGUAUUACUGUUACUGUGGAAAAGUGGAGAAUCCAACACUGGACCCAUGGCUGGUACCUCACUCCUGUGGUCAGAUAUGUGAGAGGGAAUUCAAACCUCCUUGUGGUCAUAAAUGUUUGCUGCUUUGUCAUCCAGGACCCUGUCCACCUUGCCCAAAGAUGGUUACAACAACCUGUCACUGUAAGAAAGCUAAACCAGUGCCUCGAAGGUGCAGUGCCAAGGAAUGGUCAUGUCGCCUGCUGUGUGGACGAACACUGCUGUGUGGACAGCACACCUGUGAGAAUCCCUGUCAUGCAGGAGAUUGUCAGCCUUGUCCACGAGUCAGUAAACAAUGGUGUAUCUGUGGAAGACAGACAGGAGAGAGACUUUGUGCAAGUCCUCAGUGGCAGUGUGACCAGGUGUGUGGGAAACGCUUGCCUUGUGGUAAUCACACAUGUGAACAAGUUUGUCAUGCUGGUCCCUGUGGAGACUGUCCUCGUUCUGGGAAAAGGUCCUGUCCUUGUGGAAAAUCAAAGUUUACAUUGCCUUGUACAGAAGAUGUGCCCACCUGUGGUGAUAGUUGUGACAAAGUUCUGGAAUGUGGCAUCCAUAAAUGUUCACAGCGCUGUCAUCGAGGUCCCUGUGAAAUAUGCAGACAGGAAGUUGAAAAACAGUGCCGCUGUGGAAAGCACACUAAACGCAUGCCGUGUCAUAAGCCAUAUCUGUGUGAAACAAAGUGUACUAAAAUUCGUGAUUGCCAAAAGCACCAAUGCAGGAGAAAGUGCUGUUCUGGAAACUGUCCACCUUGUGAUCAAGUCUGCGGACGGACUCUAGGCUGCAGAAAUCACAAAUGUCCUUCAGGCUGCCACAGAGGUAGCUGUAAUCCAUGUCCAGAGACUGUAGAUGUGAAAUGCAAUUGUGGAAAAACCAUCAUUAAAGUGCCCUGUGGUAGAGAGCGCACCAUCAAACCUCCCAAAUGCAAACAGCUGUGCAGUCGACCACCUACCUGUCACCACCUUACCCAGGAGAAACACUACUGUCACUUUGGUCGAUGUCCUCCAUGUCGUCAGUCAUGCCAGAAAACAUUAACGUGUGGCCAUUUGUGCCCCGUUUCUUGUCAUGAUGAAGCACUUGUGAAGCAGAGGGGUUCACAUCAGUCUGCAGGUCCUUGGGAACAGCCAUCUGAGCCAGCUUUUAUUCAAACUGCAUUACCAUGCCCUCCUUGUGAGGUUCCUAUACCAGUGGAGUGUCUUGGGCAACAUGAGGUUAGUCCAUUCCCGUGUCACUCUGCAAAUCCCUACUCAUGUAAAAGAUUUUGUGGGCGGCUUCUGGCUUGUCAGAAUCAUACCUGUAUGAGAGAAUGUCAUCAUGUUACUAAAUUGAAUGGUAGUGCAGAUGGAAAGAAGGCAGGUCCAGAAUGUUUGCAGUGUGAAGAGGAGUGUACCAAGCCCCGGCCACCAGGCUGCCCUCAUCGAUGUGUUUUGCCUUGUCACCCUGGGGAUUGCCCGUCAUGUCUCCAGAUGCUUAAAAUAAAGUGCCACUGCAAACUGUCAAUACUGUAUAUUGAAUGCUUAAAACUAACAAGUGCUGAUUUAAUAGAAAAGGAACUUCUUAUUUCCUGCAAAAAUCAGUGUCCAAAAGAGUUGCCCUGUGGUCACCGGUGUAAAGAGGUUUGCCAUUCAGGUAGCUGUCCUCUGAACUGCAGCCAGAAGGUUAAACUCCGAUGUCCCUGCAAGAGACUGAAAAAGGAAAUACAGUGCAGCAAGAUACAAGAAAGCAGAGUUCCACUGGAAUGUGAUGCAUUAUGCAAGGAAAUGAAACGGAAAGCAUCUGAGAUAAAAGAGGCAGAAGCCAAAGCUGCUAUUGAAGAAGAGAAACGAAGACAGCAGGCUGAACUGGAAGCUUUUGAAAACAGAUUAAAAGGGCGAAGAAAGAAUAAGAGAAGAAAGGAUGAAGUAGAGGUUGAACAGUCAUCAUGGCAGAAAUACAAGAACCUCAUUAUGCUGCCGAUGUUUGGAGUUGCUGUUGUGAUGGUUGCAUGGCUCAUGGUCUACAAUGACUAAAACAGCCAACUCAAUAUUUAAUGUAUCUCGGUUGGGCUUUAGGGUAGCUAUUAAUCCUAGAACGUUAGUCUAUGUGUAACAGAACUUAAUAUGCAUAGAUUAUGUAUGUACACUAUUUGCCAAGUGCAGAGGAGGGAGGAAAUGUCACCUUUUGUGUUAUAUUCACAGCACAAAACUGAAAUUAGACACUGAAAGUAAUAGUAGAUUUUAGUCUACACUGAAGUGCUGAUGUAGUUUGUCUGACUGAUAUCCGUUAACAUCUCUUCUAUUUAUAUAUUGGGUUACUUUUCCUUGACACCAUAAUAUUAGAAAUAGGUUAGUAUAAAAAGCUUUAUUGAACAUCUGUUUUCUCUAAAAUCAGUGUUGAAGAUUAGUAUUCUUAUACUAGUCUUAAUGUUGUAUCACACAAUUUCUGUCCUUCAGGUAAGUUUUAGUUAUAACAGCUAAUGGGGAACUUUAUAUCACUUAGGCUUGAAUAUUCUGGGGCCUCAUGACAGAACUUUGUUCAGAGAAAGGAAUGGGAACUGUCUUUGAAGUCAGCUGUAUCACAAACAAUAAAAUGGGCUCCCUUAUGGACUGUGGGGUUUGUUUUAUGGUUGUGUCAUGUCCACCCCCCACCACUGUCCUUAUUUCCUUAAAAUCAAACUACAAAGAAAAAAAUUUAAAACUUCAUUUAGUGAAGAGAUGAAUAUGCUGAACAUGGAUGUGAUGUAGUUUCAGGUACCGGGGUGCAUUCUCGUCACUACCCCCAUCACCAACAGCAAAGAAACAAUCUGAAAUUGAACUUCAGAGUAUCACUUGACUAGUUGUAUAGAUAAAUAUCGCAUUUGGAUGUUUUCAUAGGUGUGCAAAACUGUAAUUGCCUAGUGUAACAAUAUGAUUGUGUCAUUCUGAAGCCAUCUGGAUGGUGCUUGCUAAUGUAUAAACUAUCUGGCUAAUCUUUUAAAUAUUCAAGUAUUUUCUUACUGACAGUUUAGAAUACUUCACUUUGGGCUCUCAGUGUUGGUUGGUAGAACUGAAAGGUUUACACAGCUUCAAGACUGUUAGAGAAGCUAUAUUGCGUCAGCUGAGGGACUGCAAGUUAAAUUCAGGGGGGGAGGAAAGUGGGAAGAGAUCAGAAAAUGGAAUUUUUAAACCUUUGAUGGAAAUUACAUGCUGAGACUUGAGCAUUGCGGUUAACUGGAAACUGCUUACCAGAUCCUGUGAAAGCCAAAGGGCAUUAGGCUGCCCUUGUAAUUCAGACACAUAAUUUCAUUGUAAAUUCUGCGAAAGCAAUGGAACUGUUUGUGGGAAUGAGUAGAUAAGAUUGCAGCUUGUUUGAAACCUUGCUUGGUUGAUUUGGGCCCACUUGAAUGGCGACCUGCUAUUGAUUUGACCUGAUAUUCAAUUCUAAUUGUGGUGCAGCAGCAGCAGGAGAAAAAAAAAAAGCUGCAGAAGGCAGUAGCUUUUAGAUUGACAAAAUGGGGGGAAAAUCAGUUUCUUUUCAAUUUUUCACUUAAGUUUGGUGAAAGAGGAAAGAAAUGAGGAAAAGUUGACAGUAUGUAGCAUGGAUUAGUGCUAUCUGAUAGCUUCAUGGGGGUUUUUUAGUUGACUUUAGAAAUGGGUAUUUCUGUCAUGAUGUGUCAGGCCAUUAGUAUGUAAAGUUGUAGAAUUAAUUGAGAUUGCAAUCACAGUUGCAUCUCUGUUAAAUUCUGUUAUGUUCUAAGAUAAAGAAUAAACUGUUUUCCUUCCUAUUACUUUAUUUUCUGUAAUAUUAAUGCCUAGAAGACAAUUCCAUAUGUAACUCCUUUUUCUGUUUACUGCUAGCUUUUUCCUUAAAAGCAGUACAAUGGAAAGUUUAUCCUUGACUCUACAGCAAAGAGAAGAAAUCCCUCCCUACAGAGCUAUAAAACUGAACUGCACUUGAGUUAUACGUUUGAAAUAGCUCUUAGUGUUCUUUUCUACAUAUUUUGCAGUAUUUCUGUGAAAUAUUGGAGAGAAGACUUGCUUCUCAUUGAAAAUCUUUAUUGUAGUAAGAAAGCACACCAGUCUUUAAGAAUUCAUCUCAUUCACAUGAAUGUGUGUAUGAGUAGGCAUGUACCCUUAAAGGAUUUGCAUUGCCUGAAGCUCGCACAUGGGAGACAUACCUAUUUUUGAAAUGUUAUUCAAAACAGUUCUGUGUAUCCUCUCCAGCCAUCUGAGUCAUCUGCACUCUGUUGGUCUGCCUGCUGAACCAGAUAUUUUUUUCUUGGCAUAAAAAAAUAUGGGGGUUCAAGCAAUCUGCAGCUUAAUAAAUCACUGAUUCCUAUCUGGUUUUCUAGAUUACUUUUACAGCUAAUAUUUUGCCUUUUUUGGUUGGAGCUGCAUGUUGCAAGCAUGACAACCUUUGGAAGUAAAAGGUACAGACAAAAUCACCUGUUAUUCAUUCAGUAUUGAGCAAAUAUUUUGAACGUUAACAUUUUAUACAAACAAUACUUCUUGAUAAGCAAAACAAAUUAUAUAAUCUGACCUGCUAUGGUAGGGGGAACUAUUGAGAGAGAAACCUGAUGGAUUAAUGGUUGGACUCUAUGAUCUUAAAGGUCCUUUCCAACCUAAACGAUUCUAUGAUGAGGAUAUUUAAUGUGAUUAAUAUUCAGCUAUGUGUAAAAUGAAAAAAGCUAGGGAUGCUUUUCCUGAUCCUGAAUGCAUUCUGGUGAACAUUCAUCCUUCUGCUGGACUGAGGUGCUUACAGGUAGUCAUUAAGUUUUGGAAUGGAACUUCCUUGGACAAUUUUGUUCCCUGUAACAAUGACAAAGCCAUUGCGUGUGUUAAGUUAAUGUAAAAAGCAAGUCGGACAAUAAAGGCAUCAAAACCAA